GGGGGAUCCGGUGGGCGCGCCGGCGGACUUCAAAGGCCCCGGGGCCUCCGCGGCCCCCGCCCGCGCGCGCGAGUAGUACGGUCCGAGGGGGCGGCUCCUGGGGCGCGGCAGCGGCGGCUGCAGCUGCUGCGCGCCCGCCGGCGGGGAGGCGGGAUCCGGGGAUCCUUGAAGCCGGAGAUCCGCCAGAGACUCCGCCGCCGGGCGCCGCGGGGCCGGCACCCUGAGGCGGUUCCAGGAGAGGGGAAGACAUCUCCCCGGCUGGAGUCGCCCGGCACUGGGACUAGAGGGGGCGGUGGGGGCGCUGCCUGAGCGGUUCGCGGAAGGAGGACGACGACGACGAGGAGGAAGCGGCGCGGCGCUGCCCGGCGGCCGAGAGGAAGCGCCGCAGCCGGGCCCCCGACGGCGCGCGUCUAACCACAUCCGCGACCUCCGCUGCAAACGCUGCCUGUCACCGCUUCCCUCCAUUUUGGAAGGGAAAAAGGCUCUCCCCUUCCCCUCCUCUUAGGAGCCGGAGGCGGAGGUGGAGGGAUGGCGUUCAGCCCGUGGCAGAUCCUGUCCCCGGUGCAGUGGGCCAAGUGGACGUGGUCCGCCGUGCGCGGCGGGGGCGCCGGAGGGGACGAGGCCGGAGGGGCCGAGGGCGACCCAGAGGAGGAGGAUUCGCAAGCCGAGACCAAAUCGUUGAGUUUCAGCUCGGAUUCUGAAGGUAAUUUUGAGACCCCUGAAGCUGAGACUCCAAUCAGAUCACCUCUCAAGAAGUCACUAGGAUUGACAGGAUCUGGGCCCAAAACUCAAGAAUUAGAAGAAGCUGAUGAACAGCUGGUAGCAGAAGUGGUUGAAAAAUACUCACCUGAAACUUGUUCUAGACCAUCCAGAAAUGAGGCAUCACAGCCAACUCACUCAGUCAAGGAAAUCAAAGAAGAGCCUGAACAGGAUGUUAGCAAAAUUUUAGUCGUGAGGCCAUUUUCAAUAGAAACCAAGAACUCCACGGAUAUCCCUGUAGCUCUUGGAGCAAAAACGAUUUAUGGCUGUGUAGCUGCUAGCUCAGGUGAGGCUUUGCCCUCUUCCACAGCAGAACCCAUCCAGGACAAGGGAAUGAUAGAAGACACUAUGGGGGUCACACUAGAAGCUUCCACCGAGGCUGACCGAAAGGCUCACAACUCCUGUCCAGAGUCUGUGCCCAGCAGAAGCAAGCUAAGACAGCCCAAACCUGUUUCUCUGAGGAAGAAGGUGAUUUCCUGUGAGUUGCCAGAAACUGAAGUUGCUCUGGAGGACACUCUUCCUCAGGCAUCAUGUCAGCUCAGUGCUGAUGAAGUGGACGGGAACACACUUCCUUUGCUUGGAGGCCUCAAGAUCCCGACAUCUCCCCCUGACUUGAAGGAAGCAUCUAGCACUCCCAGUAGUGACACCAACGAUUCAGGUGUUGAGCUGUCAGAGGAGUCAAGGAGCUCACCCCUGAGACUUGAGUUUAACUGCACAGAAGGUGUGGAAAAUGUAGAGCCCAGGAAAGCCCUUCCAAGGAAGCUUGGCAGGAAACCGGGUAACAAAUCCAAAACACAAAAAGAUGGCCUCAGUAAGCCAGCAGACUCCCAAGGUACAGAUCAGCCACAAGCCCUGGCAGCAGAAGACUCUUCUUUCUCCAAAGCACCUUUGAAGCUGGAUCCCAGUCAGUGGGAUGACCCCACCUUCAACCCCUUUGGAAGCCACUCCACUCUGCAGAAUUCUCCACCCAUUUCCUCCAAAGGCUCCUAUCACUUUGACCCCGAUAACUCUGAUGAGUCCAUGGAUCCCUUUAAACCAACCACAGCUUUACCAAGCAGUGACUUUUGUUCUCCUGCUGCUAAUCAUGUUAAUGAAAUCUUAGAAUCACCCAAGAAGGCAAAGUCGCGUUUAAUAACGAGUGGCUGUAAGGUGAAGAAAUAUGAAACUCAGUCUCUGGCAUUGGAUGAGUGUUCUCAGGAUGAAGAAGCAGUAAUCUCCCAGAUUCCAGACAUUUCUAAUCGGGAUGGCCAUGCUACUGAUGAGGAGAAAUUGGCAUCCACGUCAUCUGGUCAAAAAUCAGCAGGGGCCGAGGUGAAAGGUGAGCCAGAGGAAGACGUGGAGUACUUUGAAUGUUCCAAUGUUCCUGUGUCUACCAUAACUCAUGCGUUUUCAUCCUCAGAAGCAGGUGUAGAGAAAGAGACCUGCCAGAAGAUGGAAAAAGAUGGACCUGCUUUGCCUGAACUAUUGGAGACCUCGAAAGAGAAGGCCCCUGUGUCUGUGGCUUGUGGAGGGGAGAGUCCUCUGGAUGGGAUCUGCCUCAGUGAAUCAGAUAAGACAGCUGUGCUCACCUUGAUAAGAGAGGAGAUAAUCACUAAGGAGAUUGAAGCAAAUGAAUGGAAGAAAAAAUACGAAGAAACCCGACAAGAAGUUUUGGAGAUGAGGAAAAUUGUGGCCGAAUAUGAAAAGACGAUUGCCCAAAUGAUUGAAGAUGAACAAAGGACAAACAUGACCUCCCAGAAGAGCUUCCAGCAGCUGACCAUGGAGAAGGAGCAGGCUCUGGCUGACCUUAACUCUGUGGAAAGGUCUCUUUCUGACCUCUUCAGGAGAUACGAGAACCUGAAAGGUGUUCUAGAAGGGUUCAAGAAGAAUGAAGAAGCCUUGAAAAAAUGUGCUCAGGAUUAUUUAGCCAGAGUUAAGCAAGAGGAACAACGGUAUCAGGCCUUGAAAAUCCACGCAGAAGAAAAGCUAGACAAAGCCAAUGAAGAGAUUGCUCAGGUUCGAACAAAAGCAAAGGCAGAGAGCGCGGCUCUUCAUGCUGGACUGCGGAAAGAGCAGAUGAAGGUGGAGUCCCUGGAAAGGACCCUUCAGCAGAAGAACCAAGAAAUCGAAGAACUGACAAAAAUCUGUGAUGAGCUUAUUGCAAAGCUGGGCAAGACUGACUGAGUUUCCCGUUAGCCCAGCAGAUCUGCAUUUGGCUGCUUCUAUGACCACAGUUAUCUUGCCUUAUCCAGGAAUAAUUGCCCCUUUGUAGAGAAAAAGAAAAAAAAAAAAGCACAUGUCUACUGCUGCCUGUCUUGCUUUGCUGCCGACCCAAGAGCCCUGGAAGAAAGAAAAAGAAAAGCUAGAAUUGCACAGUCACAAAAGGAAUGCCAUCCGACAGCCCUAGACUUCCACUGCUGUCGAGAGUUUAGUUGGACAGGCUGCUAAGUUUGGAUUCAUAAUUUCUUUAACUUUAGUUUUUAAGUCACCAUUACUUUUUCAAGUACAGACUACUUGUAAUUUUGUUGUCACUGUUAGAAGCCACCUCCUGUUUCAUCACCAGUCUGACAUGUUGUGACCUAUUUAUUUCAUGUUUUACAUUUAGUUUUGAAUACUCAUGAUUUUGUUUGAGGGGAAUGAUUUAGUCUAUUGUUACUUCUAUUUUAUAAGAGGGAACUUUUACCAGAAGGAACUUGGGAAUACCCAUUUAUACAUACAUAUACAUCCUUCUAUGCUGCUGUUUUUUUCCCAGAAACAUAGAUAAGAACUUCUCUACAGAAGAGCAUGUUGCCAUAAAUAUAAAAACCUAUCUUGAAAAAGGAUCCUUCUCAGGAUACCUACUUCAGAAUUUAGGGGAUUGGCAGUGGGAAGAUCACAGACUCAGAUUUCAUAUCUGGGGGAGAAUUUUUUCCCCUCUCUGUCUUUGCUGCCUCAAUGUUUAAACACCGUUAGGCUUUGGACAGUGAAGUGGCACCUUUGGGGUUAUUAUAAUGUGUCUUCUUUCUGUCUAGUAGCAUGGAACUAACUCCCUAAGCACUGGGAUUUAGUGAGUCUCGCCGAGUCACUUAGCAUCCUGUACUCCCAUUUGUUAACUACAAAAAUCAACAUUUACUCUUGAAGUACACACAGAUCUACUUGUAAAAUGUUUAGAUGCUCUUAAUUAAAAGGUCACUGUAACUACACUAGCAAUUGUGUUGUGAGGUAAGGGGAUAAUGGUAGUAUACAGUACCAUUCUUAAGAUGCUCUCUUUUUAAAAGUGAAAACCCCUCUCAGACUCACAAUAGUAGACUUUUUAACAGAACAGGCACUAAAAAUCAUGUGAACCACUUCAAAAUUCAGUAGUAUAUUUUGGAUAUGUUAGAAUAGAGACCAUUUGGAGAGGUGUAUUCACUAAACCAAAUUCCUCAAACUUUGCUGAACUAAGGUCAAUAACAGGGACAUUAACCCCAAUAUAAAACAUUUCCAUGUAAUGCCAAUGAAUUCUCUUCCAUUUGAUAGGCAAAACCAGACCCACACAAAUGACUUAAAACACUUUUUUGUCUUAAUUGUAUACCCUCAAAGUCUUCACGGUGAUGUGCACUAGAUUCAGAACAUGUAAGUUUCCAUACAUUUCUUGAAAGAUCUUUGCAUGACUCAACUUCAGCAAUGAAUUUUGCCUAGAGUAACCUUUAUAGGUCUUUACAGGUGAAUUUUUCUUUAGCAGUGUGUAUUACUCACAUGGGUGUAAUCUUUAGCCCCAGGAAGGUCAAAAUAAUGUCAAAGCCAGAUGUCACAUUUUGCCAGUAUGUGUUUAUUAUAAUUGGUGCUUAGGCUGUAUUUUAAAGCCUAUUAACAUUUUUGUACAAAAAAAAAGUGAAAUGAUCUGUGAUUAGAGAAGUAACUGGGACAAUCAUUUGAGCUUUGAAAGCAGUCACUAGUUGAAUGUGAAUGCUAUACUGUCAUCAAGAGUAUCAGUAUAUCCAAUUGAUAUAAGUGAUUUCCUCUUCUGGUCCUCUACUACUAAGGAAGUUACCUGAUUUUUGCAGAAAGAAAUGCUACUAAACCUUCUUGCUGUUGCGUUUUGACGACAUAACCUUGUUUACUUGUUUCAUAAAGCACGAAGGCCUUAUAGUGGUCUUCACUGUAAGUCAGCAGUCCUUUCCUUAGGCUCCUUGUGUAUUAACAACAACAAAAAAAGUAGUUAUGUAUUUUUUUUAGUAGUUAUGUAUUAAAACAGCUGAUGACAAUCCUCCCCUCUCAGCUAGGCAGAAGAGACUCCUUAUACACUAAAUCGUAGUCAGUGAAGUUGCUGUACUAGGUCUAUGAAAGGUUCCUCGUUAGUAGUGCCACUGGCCUCUCAGCCCUGAUAAUUCUGAGGAAAUGUUCUUUAUUCUGAUUUAAUGGCUGUCCUCUAGCAAACAGGAUUGCAGCUGUACAGCUGACAACACAAGGCAUAAUCAAGUAUAUGCAUGUCGAAAAUAUGUUUAGAACUUUGGAGAACAAUAGUGUAGAAAACGUGUGGGCCAAAUCACUUGUUGAUUGAGCAAUAACACACACACACACACACACACACACACACACACACACACAACAAAAAUGAAAAUGGUUAGAGGAAAGAAGCUGUUGGGUAAGAUAGUGGUUGAGAUCUAUUAGGCAGUGUUGUUGAUACUUAAGGAUUUGACUCUGCCAAAGUGUAGAGUAUUUAAGACAGAGGAUUUAAUGUAAGACAGACCUAACAGCUUCCCACUUGGUUGGCUAGUUGGUUACACUCAGACCUCCCAAGAUUUAACUUCAUUUGGAGAAGCUCCUAAAAGCCAGUGACCUGCACAAACCUUUUGUUCUAUUCAACUGCUCUGGAAAUACUGAGAAGCUCCUUUUUUUUUUUUUUCCCCGUUGAGUUUUAGCUUCUUCAGACCUAGCCCAAAUUAGGAAGAAGAGGAACACAUGAUAGUGAAAAACUGAGAAUUUGGCAGCCUUCCAGAAUGAUAUGGAAUCUAAGGGGAAAACUGAUAUAUCCUCUUGGAAGACUGCUCAAAUUAAAUUUUCUUUCCAGUCAGUUACCCUGUCUACCUGUCCCCACACUUGUGCACAUCUGAUACAGAUACUUUUUUUUAACAUCCCUAAGCUAAUACUGUCUAAAUAUAAAUAGCCCCGAUAUUCCUAGGCUAACAAAAAAAAUAAAGGAAACAAAAGACUUAGUGGCCACUGUCAAGUUCAGAACAGAUUUUGAAGAGCAAUCAAGUUUUGAUGUGUCCUGUGUCCACUCUUGGGAAUGAUACAGCAGCAUGUCUUCAGUGGAGUAAAAACUCCAUAGCUCUUCUUUUUCAGAUUUCUUUUUUGUUUUCACUAUAUUUAGUAGCCAUCCCAUGCCUUGUCUACAACUGUUGACUAUUAUUUUGUCACCGUCUUGAACCUGCUCCCAGACUUGGGUUUCUUCAUCCUUGUUGGGAAGGGAGAAACGAGGUGUUGAAAGAUGAAAUGAUUCAGGCAAAAGAUUUAAAGUAAAGAUGUAUAUAUUCUGAAGAAUUUAAAAGAUAGUAGAUUAUUAUUAGCUUAUUGAAGAACAAACACAGUCUGGGAAUCUCAGAGGGAAUUCCAGAAUGUCAAGCCAAAGGUCUAAGAGGUCAUCUACAUUUUUAAUAAGGAUGUUGUAUUUUGAGACUUGCGUCCUAAGCAGUUUGACUGGCCUCUAGAUUCUAGUGAUUUUUAAAAAGCAGUUUAUCACUUCAAAUCUUGAGUCUCCUGCAUAUAGUCAAGGUAGAACAGUUAGUAGAUAACUCUUGCUAUGUUUCUCCUCUGGAAAAUGAUAUAUACAACAGCAUUUCCAGUGAAGACCACUCCGGUGCCCAGAGCUGGCAUUCUGGAGACUAAAGAUUGCACUUUUCAUAGUUCUUCAUCCAAAUGUAAUCCCAUUUCUGUGCCUCUUCGCAUGCAGUUGGAUUUGGGCAAGCAAAAUUCCUAAGGAAUGACUCUUAACUAUAAUAUGGUUAUAGCUAUUACAUACACAUAUAUUCUGGUUUUAGCUCUAAUAUGGAGAUGUGGCAUUGUUGGCCUAUUGCAGUCUGUAUGAUGCUUUAAGUCCUUUGAAGGAGGCCAGGUAUGGGGCUGAGGUGUGGGUGGAACUCUCCCUAUACCCUGUUAGAAGUGUAAAGAUGCCACUUACUCCCAUUCUGCCUUUUUGUGGUAUCUGAAAAUUAAUACUCUGAAAAGUAUUUCCCAGUCAGGUUAACUUUUUUUUUUUAAGGAUUGAUUUUAUAUGAGAAAUUUACACGUAAGAAGCCAGAGCACUACUCCAAUACAUGGGAUAUCAGGGAUUGAAUUCACCUUAGGCAUGCAAUUCUGUGCUCUGCCAGUUGAGCGAUCUCCCUGGCUUAAUGGUUUAUGAAUUUUGCAAACAGGCAAAUGAAAAUAUUUGAUUUCUGAAACCAACCCCAGUAUAGGGCUGGCCAUCUGUAGGUCACCACACCCCAUCUUCAGCCUGGUACCUUCUCUGUCCAACGGGCGGGAUUCAGGCUUUUUUUUUUUUUUUUUUAAAUAUCAAGAGGUAGCAGUAAGCUUUUCAGUGUUGCUGUUAACAAGUGUGUUAGCCAACAGAUACCCAUUUGUACUGACAUGCCAACCAGUAGAUGUUAAUUGCACAUCUUCCACUGUGUUCCAACGGGUGCCAUGAAGUGUGUGAAGAGCCCCUUGUCUAGGGGUGUGAAAGCUGCAUUGACUACUGCUGUCAGCAUUGUGUCGUGGAAAUAAUCAUCAACAUGAAUUUUAUAUGCACAGUAAUUUCCCUUUUAUAUAUGUCAGGUAAAUAUUUGUAAAAGUUAUACUCACAAAUGAAAUUAUUAUAAUGAUUACUAAUAUAUUUUUUCCAUGUUUCAUUGCCUGAAUAAAAACUGUUUAGCACUGUUA
Erinaceus europaeus (western European hedgehog) is the source of this 7620-nucleotide messenger RNA. RefSeq names its product transforming acidic coiled-coil containing protein 1 (gene TACC1). Gene Ontology annotation, cellular component: cytoplasm. Gene Ontology annotation, biological process: cerebral cortex development; mitotic spindle organization; cell population proliferation. The record is from RefSeq and is a predicted model, not a curated record. The transcript has 13 exons. Bases 529 to 2922 code for a protein of 797 amino acids. Lineage: Eukaryota; Metazoa; Chordata; Mammalia; Eulipotyphla; Erinaceidae.